This is a messenger RNA of Cyanistes caeruleus (blue tit), 519 nucleotides long. Its product is annotated as claw keratin-like. Gene Ontology annotation, molecular function: structural constituent of cytoskeleton. Lineage: Eukaryota; Metazoa; Chordata; Aves; Passeriformes; Paridae. The record is from RefSeq and is a predicted model, not a curated record. Gene Ontology annotation, cellular component: intermediate filament.
AUGUCCUGCUCCAGCCUGUGCGUCCCCACCUGUGGGGUGGCCACCCCGGCCCCUCUGGCUGACACCUGCAAUGAGCCCUGUGUGAGGCAGUGCCCUGACUCCACAGUGGUCAUCCAGCCCCCGCCCUCGGUGGUCACCUUCCCCGGGCCCAUCCUCAGCUCCUUCCCGCAGCAGAGUGCUGUGGGCUCUGCAGGAGCUCCCUACGUCGGAGCCGGCUCCGGUGGCUCCUUUGGAAGCCAUGGAGGCUACGGCGGUUGGGGCUACGGAGGCUACGGAGGCUACGGAGGCUACGGAGGCUACGGAGGGGGCUAUGGUGGUUAUGGGGGCUGGGGCUAUGGAGGCCGUGGUGGCUAUGGGGGCUGGGGCUAUGGAGGCCGUGGGGGCUAUGGGGGCUGGGGUUGUGGAGGCUAUGGGGGCUAUGGUGGCUACGGUGGCUACGGUGGCUACGGUGGCUAUGGUGGCUACGGUGGCUGGAGCAGCGGCCACCGCUACCUCAAUGGCAACUGCGGGCCCUGCUAA